Messenger RNA from Peniophora sp. CBMAI 1063, 855 nucleotides. NCBI's taxonomy places the organism in Eukaryota, Fungi, Basidiomycota, Agaricomycetes, Russulales, Peniophoraceae. The record is from the annotation of a GenBank genome assembly.
AUGAAUAACUUAAGCGAUGCCUCAAAAGGAGGCGAGUAUGCACGCGGUUCUGUUGAACGGUCCCGUGAUCUCGUGGAUCGAGGUCAGCAAACUCGAGCCUCGCGCUUUCACCUGGAACGCCACCUCCCCCACUACCGCCGCUAUCUUCCCCACUUCCGCGAACACGGCCGCCAUCGACUUACCGGCGUUAAGGCCGACGCCGUUCUCGAAGCCCACGCACGCCCUUGCUCUCUGAGCUGGGCACAAGUGCGCGGGGCAAUCUUCGAGUACCCUGGCCCCAGGCGCCAGGUCAAAGGUCGAACGCGGUCCGGGCGCGGAUUCUCGGCUUACCAGCCCGAGACCAUCGAGGCGCCUAUCGACUAUGCCCUCCUGCUCAAACAUGCGGUCGAGGUGCAGCUCGAGCAGGCUGAGGACGACUGGGCCCGCUUGCACGGCACCGUACAUACGGACCCUUUCUCCCAUCACCAAUCUACGCCAUACCCCCGCCCUUCACGCCCUCCAUCCCCCUUGACGCCGCCCACCCGCGGCCGGUCACCCCCCGCGCCGCCACCGCCUCCCAGCCCGCCCCCUUCGCGCACCAGCACCGUCUACGUCAUGGAGCUUGACGAGCUGGUCAGCGGAAUAGCGCAGACCGAGGCCGCGUCGAGUAACGCCGCUGGACGUAAACGGCCCGCAUCCGCGAUGAACUGCGGUCUCCCGCCGCCCGCUUUCUACCACGAGCAUCACUCGGGAGAGCCCGCCAAAUGUGCGUUGUGCGAUGCACCACCAACCGUUCCCGACGGCGCUUACAUGGACCACGACCUGGACAACGAGGACGAGGACUGGGAGUAUCCGAGGGGCUGGAACGAGCAAUAG